AUGAAUAAUAUGUGGCAACAACAACCAUUUGGCAAUAAUAAUAAUAAUAACGAAGGAAUGCAACAACAACAACAGCAGCAGCAGCAAUGGAAUCAACAACAAAUGUGGAACAAUCAAGAAACAGGUAUUGGAGGUGUUGCAUCAUUUUAUCAGCAACAAUCAUAUCCAAACAACAACAACAACAACUCUUUGAACCAUAAUACACCAAGUGGUAGUAACAACAAUAAUAGUAGUAGUAGUAGUAGUAGUAGUUAUACAACUAUUAAUUGGUAUAAUGAUGGUACUACACCUAUUACAAACGCUACAAAUACUACUCCGAUCACUAACAAUAAUGAUCAACUGACAAUGAAUACUGCAUUUAUGAGUAAUACUACCAAUUGGUAUGAUCAACAAAAUCAAUAUAAUAGUUUCUAUCAACAGCAACAACCGAUGACAUCAAUAACAAGCACCUCAUCGACGACUGGUGGAUCUUCUAUUAUUGUUCCUCCACCUGUUUUUAAAUCAAAGUCAAAGAGACUAGUUAAUAAUACUGCUGAUCAACAAAUACAACAACAACAACCAAUACAACAACAACAACAAUUAUCAACUAUGCAACCACAACAAUUACAACAACAAUUAUUUAUGCAACAACAACAAUACAAUUAUUAUCAACAAAUGCCAUAUCAACAAAAUAACAAUCCAUUUGGUAAUGGUAUAGAUCAAACGCAACAACAAAAUCAACAAUUGCAACAACAACCACAACAACAACAAACCUACGCAAGUAUAGCAGCUUCUCAAAUUCCACCAACAACAAACAAAAAUACUCUACAACAACCUCAACAACCUACUGGGAAAAAACAAUUUAGUAAGAAACAACAACAACAACAACAACAACAACAACAACAACAACAACAACAACAACAACAACAACAGAAUCAACAAAAUCAACAACAUCAACAACAACAAAUGGAUGAAAUGAAAAAGAAAAAGUUUGAAGAGACUUUAACACGAUUUGUUCAAAGAUCUUUAGAAAGUUGUUCGACAGGGGAUCUAGAUGAAAUGCAAACAAAAAUUAAGCAAGUUAUUCAAGAGGCAAGAAAAAGACCUGAUUUUAAUAUGAUUGAUUGGGAUAAAGAACCAACUGUCUAUUUGGAUAAAAAAAGAAAUGAAAAUGUUUGGAAAAAUGAUGUCUUUCCACUAAAAGGUAAUAAACAACAAAAAGAAAAAAAGAGAAAACAAUUUAAUGAAUUUAAUGAUUCAGCAACCAAUAUAUAUAAGCGAUCGAUGAGAUUCAAAGAUACAAGUACAUCAACAUCGACUACAUCGACGAUGACUACAUAUACAGCAGAUGGUGAGUUGGAUUGGGAUUCAAUGACUAUAAAAGGUACAUGUAACGAUUUAGAGAAACCAUAUUUGAGAUUGACAUCGGCACCUGACCCAUCAACCGUAAGAUCAGAGACUACACUUAAAAAAACAUUGGAAUAUUUGAAAAAACAUUGGAUCGAACAUCAAGACUAUAUUUAUACAUGUGAGCAAUUUAGAUCGAUGAGACAAGAUCUCACAGUACAGAGAAUCAAGAAUCAAUUCACUAUUCAGGUAUAUGAAACUCAUGCUAGAUUGGCAAUGGAGAAUGGCGAUUUGGGACAAUUUAAUCAAUGUCAAACUCAAUUAUUCGAACUUUACAAACAACCAGGAUUAACGGGAAGUAUUGCAGAAUUCUACAGCUACAGAAUCAUUUAUUGUAUAUAUCAAAAUAACAGUACGGAUAUGACAAAAACCUUGUCAGAGUUGACAAAACAACUCUCAAUGGAAGAAUGUGUCAAACAUGCACUCAACAUUAGAACAGCCUUUUACGGCAACAACUAUGUCCUCUAUUUUAAGCUUUGCAAGAAAUCUAUAUUUAUGGAAAAUUAUUUGCUAGAUAAAAUUACUCCAAGAAUUAGAAUCACUGCUUUACAGGCUUUAUUUAAAUCGUUCCGACCAACAUUACAACUCGAACAAAUCAUUCAACUUGGAUUCAUCAACGAAAGGGAUACAAGAGAGUUUUUGGAAAAGAAUAAGAUUAUUUUCACAAGCAAGGAAAAGAAUGAAAUCGAUACAAAAAUUAAUCUUCAAACUGCUUUGUCAAUGGAGCCCCCAACCAUCACUGUAAUUACAAAUGAUAGAUUAUAG
Molecule: messenger RNA, 2151 nt
Organism: Cavenderia fasciculata
Lineage: Eukaryota; Evosea; Eumycetozoa; Acytosteliales; Cavenderiaceae
Exons: 4
Coding region: 1-2151 (716 amino acids)
Cellular component (GO): nucleus
Source: RefSeq, a predicted model, not a curated record